This is a messenger RNA of Meloidogyne enterolobii, 223 nucleotides long. The record is from the annotation of a GenBank genome assembly. Lineage: Eukaryota; Metazoa; Nematoda; Chromadorea; Rhabditida; Meloidogynidae.
AAUGGGUACAUUUACAAUUAGCUAUUUUCUCCGCAAAUAUUUUAUUGAACGACCAAAAUGGCACUAUCCUGUUUUCUUUGGUGCUUGUUAUAUCGGUUAUCGCUAUGCAAUUUUUAAACGUCAUCAUCAUUUAGCUUCGAUGAAAGGACAUACUAGAAUGUACAAAAGUCGUAGAGAAGAAAUCCUUCGUUGGGAUCCACAUGCCGAUAUUUGGACUUAUUAA